Penicillium arizonense is the source of this 1761-nucleotide messenger RNA. Its product is annotated as beta strand repeat-containing protein. The record is from RefSeq and is a predicted model, not a curated record. Lineage: Eukaryota; Fungi; Ascomycota; Eurotiomycetes; Eurotiales; Aspergillaceae. Gene Ontology annotation, biological process: semaphorin-plexin signaling pathway. The coding region runs from base 1 to 1761 and encodes 586 amino acids. The transcript has a single exon. Gene Ontology annotation, molecular function: semaphorin receptor activity.
AUGUCUGCACCUACUAUUACUAGAAUUAGUCCUACCUCGGGCCCUAAUUCUGGCGGCACAACUGUCCUUAUCACUGGCACCAAUCUGGCCACCCCCACAACAGUUACGUUUGGCGGCACUGCUGCUACCGUUAACUCAAGCACCGCCACAUCGAUCUCCGUCGUAUCUCCAGCUCAUGCUGCCGGUGCAGCCCGGGUUGUGGUAACCACUGCAGGCGGUACCAGCACCCAACCAGUGAAUUUCACUUAUAUCACUGUUGCUGCUCCUGUCAUUACUUCCAUUUCUCCAACUAGCGGGCCAGUAUCAGGUGGGAACACUGUUACAAUCAAUGGCACAAACCUUCAGUUUACUACUGGUGUCACCUUCGGUACUACUGCUGCCAGCAGCUUCGCUGUCCUUUCCUCUACUCAAGUUGCUGCGGUCGCCCCAGCAGGUACAGCAGGAAACUCAACGGUCAGUGUGACCAAUGCAGCCGGUACCAGUGGCACUAUUCCAUACACCUAUAAUGGGGUAGCAGCUCCUGUCGCCAACAGUGUGAGCCCUGAUACCGGCCCUACUGCAGGCGGAAAUACUGUGGUCAUCAGUGGCACUGGUUUCACGUACGCCUCGGCUGUGAGAUUUGGCUUAACUCCUGCCACCUCAUUCACUGUGGUCUCCAGCACAGUGAUAAACGCGGUCGUUCCACCAGGUGGCGGCGCCGUCAAUGUUUUCGUCACCGGACCUGGUGGUACUAGUACCGGUGGCCCUACCUAUACCUAUGCAACUGAUCCAGCGCCUACCAUCACAGGGCUUACCCCAGCAGCGUCCGGGCCGGUAUCUGGUGGGAAUACUGUAACCAUCGCGGGUUCGAACCUCAACGGUGCCACAGCAGUUACGUUCGCUGGCAUUGCAGCCAGUUCUUUCACCAUCUUAUCACCCACUCAAAUAACCGCUGUCACUCCAGCAGGUACUGCUGGGACUGCCUCUGUACUAGUCACAACACCUGCUGGUACCAGUACAGGAUUCGAUUACACUUACAUUGCUGCACCUGCACCUACAGCGGUCGUUUCUUCUGAAGGCGUCGCAGCUGGCGGCAAUAUUGUUACCAUCACUGGCACUAAUCUCGACGGUACCACCGGUGUGAAAUUCGGAACCACCACUGCAAGCUUUACAGUUGCUAGCGACACUGAAGUGGAUGUCGUCACACCUGCACACGUUGUUGGCAUGGUUCCUGUCAGUAUUACCACACCAGGCGGCACAAACAACUCGCUUAGCUUCAGCUUCGUGCCGUCUCCAGUUAUUGGUUCUGUCACUCCUGCUUCCGGACCGAUUGGCGGGGACACUGUUGUGACCAUCACCGGGGCAGGCUUGAUCAAUACCCUUGAUGUAUUCUUUGGGACAACUGCAGCAACCGCCUUUACCGUUAUCUCUGACAAUACGGUAACUGCAACCUCCCCUGCUGGCGCAGCAGGGACUACUGCUCUGACAGUUGACACCGCUUCUGCCACCAGCAACGGCGCCAUAUUCCAAUAUGUUGACGCACCGACCCUUACAAGCUUGUCGCCUACUGGCGGAGCCAUCGCGGGCGGCAAUAAUGUGACUCUUACUGGAACGGGCUUCUUGGCAGCCACUGAUGUGUUCUUUGGAGCCAACCCAACUGUAUUCACUAUUCUCAGUGACAGCUCAAUCAGUGCAGUUGCACCUUCCGGGGUUGGAGCCGUUGAAGUCACGGCUGUAAGCCCUGGAGGUACUAGUGGUGCUCAGACAUACACUUACUCUUAA